Molecule: messenger RNA, 1849 nt
Organism: Ricinus communis (castor bean)
Lineage: Eukaryota; Viridiplantae; Streptophyta; Magnoliopsida; Malpighiales; Euphorbiaceae
Product: UNC93-like protein 1
Exons: 2
Coding region: 259-1659 (466 amino acids)
Source: RefSeq, a predicted model, not a curated record
AUUAUUUCCGGCUUACUAGGCAUGCUAGUUGUACUUGCAACAAGAUGCAAGUCUGUGUCGCGUGUCUUUUAAUCCCCUAAUUGUCCAUAAAACCUUACAAAAACCCAACAGAAAGCCCCUACAAAAUCCCGUCGUGUCCCAAUUGUCUCCUCGCAAGUCUCAAUAUUACCAAUUCCCCAGAUCCCAAAAUUCUCUCGAUCCGUUUACCUGCCACUGAUCAUUCAGAACUGAUUCAGUGAUAAUAAUUAUAGUAAUUAAAUGGGUUUUGAUGGAGAUCAAGAAUCGGGCACAAAAUUGCCAAACAAAUCAAUUUUAAGGUACAAUUCACCUUUAGUACAGGUUAGCCUUAUUGGGUUGGUAUGUUUUUGCUGUCCCGGAAUGUUCAAUGCCCUCUCUGGUAUGGGAGGAGGUGGCCAAGUAGACCCAACUGCCGCCAACAACGCUAACACCGCACUCUACACGACCUUCGCCAUUUUCGGCGUUCUGGGUGGUGGCAUCUAUAACAUCUUGGGUCCCCGUUUAACCCUCGCCGCUGGUUGCAGCACUUAUGUCUUAUACGCUGGUUCUUUCCUUUACUACAACCAUUACCAGCACCAAACUUUUGCUAUUGUUGCUGGUGGAAUUCUUGGCGUUGGAGCUGGGCUGCUAUGGGCUGGAGAGGGAGCAAUUAUGACCUCUUAUCCGCCUCCACAUCGCAAAGGCACUUACAUUUCUAUUUUUUGGAGUAUAUUUAACAUGGGUGGUGUUAUUGGUGGACUCAUUCCUUUCUUUCUUAAUUAUCACAGAAGCGAGGCUGCUUCUGUUAAUGAUGCUACUUAUAUUGGUUUCAUGUGCUUUAUGGCCGCUGGUACACUUCUUUCUCUAGCCAUUUUGCCACCGAGCCAGGUUGUUCGAGACGACGGUACGCACUGUUCUAAUAUUAAGUACUCUAAGGUGUCAACUGAGGCUACUGAGAUUGUGAAGUUGUUUCUCAACUGGAAGAUGCUUUUAAUAGUUCCUGCUGCUUGGGCCAGCAACUUCUUUUACAGCUACCAAUUUAAUAAUGUGAAUGGGGUGCUUUUCAAUCUGAGGACAAGAGGGCUGAAUAAUGUUUUCUAUUGGGGAGCACAGAUGUUGGGUUCUGUUGGAAUUGGAUGGGUAUUGGAUUUCAGUUUCAAGAGUAGAAAGAUGAGAGGAUUUGUUGGAAUUGGGAUAGUUGCUGUGCUCGGUACUGCUAUCUGGGGAGGUGGACUCGCUAACCAGCUCAGAUACUCCCAUAAUAAUCUUCCACCAAAGUUGGACUUUAAGGACUCUGGCUCUGAUUUUGGUGGUCCUUUCGUUCUUUACUUCAGUUAUGGGUUGCUGGAUGCCAUGUUCCAAAGCUCGGUCUAUUGGGUCAUUGGAGCCUUAGCUGAUGAUUCAGAGAUCCUUAGCAGGUAUGUUGGAUUCUACAAGGGGGUGCAAAGUGCAGGGGCUGCUAUUGCUUGGCAAGUUGAUACACACAAAGUGCCAUUGCUUUCCCAGUUGAUUGUAAAUUGGUCACUCACUACAGUGAGUUACCCAUUACUUAUUGUUCUAGUCAUGCUGGCAGUCAAGGAUGAUCAUAAGAUUGAAGAGAGAGUAUCUAAUGAAUCUGCUAAGACUGACUCAGUAACAGAAGGCACAACCAAGCCAGUAUAAUCAUUAUUUGUUUUCUGUUGUUUGUGUACUUAGAAAAGGGAAAAUAGAGCAAUCAAAAUUUUAUGUUUUGUGAAUGUGAAUGUUAAUUGAAGUGUCGUCUUAUUACAUUGGAUUUGCUUCAAUUGACCGAUUCAAAAUGUACUUUUGGCUGAUUAAACUGAAUAAUCAAUGCAAAUAGUUUGGUUUGAUA